Messenger RNA from Odocoileus virginianus texanus, 1426 nucleotides. The record is from RefSeq and is a predicted model, not a curated record. NCBI's taxonomy places the organism in Eukaryota, Metazoa, Chordata, Mammalia, Artiodactyla, Cervidae.
AUGUACGGCAGGGCUGGCGAGGAGCAGGGACCGUUGAGGGAGAAGUCUGGCUGCCCCUGCAGUCACUCGAGUGACACAAGUGAACUGGACUAUCACGAUGCUGUGAAUGUUAAUGAUCGCUGCCAGAAAAUCUGUGACCAGUGGGACCGGCUGGGAACGCUUACUCAGAAGAGGAGAGAGGCCCUGGAGAGAACUGAGAAAUUGCUGGAAACCAUCGAUCAGCUUCACCUGGAGUUUGCCAAGAGAGCAGCUCCUUUCAACAACUGGAUGGAAGGCGCUAUGGAGGAUCUACAAGACAUGUUCAUUGUCCACAGCAUUGAAGAGAUCCAGAGCUUGAUCACUGCCCAUGAGCAGUUCAAGGCCACGCUGCCCGAGGCCGACGGCGAGCGGCAGUCCAUCCUGGCCAUCCAGAACGAGGUGGAGAAGGUGAUCCAGAGCUAUAGCAUCAGGAUCAGCUCAAGCAACCCCUACAGCACCGUCACCGUGGACGAGAUCCGGUCCAAGUGGGACAAGGUGAAGCAGCUUGUGCCCAUCCGGGACCAGUCACUGCAGGAGGAGCUGGCCCGCCAGCACGCCAACGAGCGUCUGCGGCGCCAGUUUGCCGCACAGGCCAACGCCAUCGGGCCCUGGAUCCAGAACAAGAUGGAGGAGAUUGCCCGGAGCUCCAUCCAGAUCACAGGGGCCCUGGAGGACCAGAUGAACCAGCUGAAGCAGUACGAGCACAACAUCAUUAACUACAAGAACAACAUCGACAAGCUGGAAGGCGACCAUCAGCUCAUCCAGGAGGCCCUGGUCUUUGACAACAAGCACACUAAUUAUACCAUGGAGCACAUCCGUGUGGGCUGGGAGCUGCUGCUGACGACUAUCGCCAGAACCAUCAAUGAGGUGGAGACCCAGAUCCUGACGAGAGAUGCGAAGGGCAUCACCCAGGAGCAGAUGAAUGAGUUCAGAGCCUCCUUCAACCACUUUGACAGGAGGAAGAAUGGUCUAAUGGAUCAUGAGGAUUUCAGAGCCUGCCUGAUCUCCAUGGGUUAUGACUUGGGUGAAGCUGAGUUUGCCCGCAUCAUGACCCUGGUGGAUCCCAACGGGCAGGGCACUGUCACCUUCCAGUCCUUCAUCGACUUCAUGACCAGAGAGACGGCUGACACCGACACUGCCGAGCAGGUCAUCGCGUCCUUCCGGAUCCUGGCUUCCGACAAGCCAUACAUCUUGGCGGAGGAGCUGCGUCGGGAGCUGCCCCCAGAUCAGGCCCAGUACUGCAUCAAGAGGAUGCCUGCCUACUCAGGCCCAGGCAGCGUGCCCGGAGCCCUGGAUUACACGGCCUUCUCCUCCGCACUCUAUGGGGAGAGCGAUCUGUGAGGCUGGGGUUUUGUAGUCGCUGAUCAGAACGCAAUAAAAGCUGAAGUCACAGUUUGUUUCUUGGAAA